CUUCAAGGGCUGUAUCUGUGGCGCUGUGCCUACCUAAAGUUCAUUGCAUUGCUGAGUCCAAGCCACGAUCUGCCUGUGGUUUGCUUGUCUGCUCUGAAAGGACUUUACCCUGUUCACAUCGGCUUUCUUUCCCUGACCGGCAGGAGCUGUCUUUGGCGGUGGAUCCGGGGAAAUCGAAGGGAAGCUCUACCGAGCCUCCGUCAUUGCUGGCAUCUCCUGCUGUUACGGACAAAUUGUCCCCAAUGGCAGGGCUGAGUGUGUGGGUGGUGGCCACGUUGGCAGCACUCUCUCUCGGGUUGUUCCUGCUGCUAAAGAUCAGGAGAAGAAGAGAGGGGGAGCCUCCCAUUGAAAAUGGUUGGAUUCCAUUCAUUGGUUGUGCUUUAGAGUUUAGUGCUAAUCCUCUUCUGUUUCUGCAAACUCGCCAGAAGAAAUAUGGAGAUGCUUUUACAUGUAAAAUAGCUGGAAACUUCAUCACAUUCAUCACUGACCCCUUCUCAUACAGUUCUGUAAUUCGACAUGGAAAACAUCUGAAUUUUCAGACCAUUGCAUUAAAAAUUUCAAGAAGGGUAUUUGGUCAUGCAGAUUUUACCGAUGCUAAAUAUGAGAUAAGCUAUGAUGAGAUUCAUCAAAUCUUCAGCAAGACCUUGCAGGGAAUCUCUUUGGGCCCUCUGACCUCAAGCUUAAUGGAAAACCUCCAAUUUGUGAUGUUACAAGACAAGAAAAUGUCAGAUUCUGGAAACUGGACCACUGAAAGCCUUUAUGCAUUUUCAUACAGGAUAAUGUUUGAAGCUGGGUAUUUAACACUCUUUGGAAAAAAUGAAAAAGCAAUGAAACAUAAUAAGAUUGAAAAGAUAAAGGCUCAGCAUGCUGCCAUUCAGUCUAUCAUGGAGAACUUUAAGGUGUUUGACAAUAUAUUUCCUCUUUUAGCUGCUGGUAUUCCAAUUUUAUUUUUGAAAGUUGCCAAGCAAUCAAGAAUGGCUCUAGCGCAAGCAUUACUGCACAAAAACCUAAGACAGAAUGACAAUAAAUCUAGCCUUAUAGAGGAAAGAAUGGCACUUUUUGAUCGUUCACCUGCACUUGAUGAACUUAACAAAGGGAGGUCCCAUACCACAAUGCUGUGGGCUUCACAGGCAAAUACACUUCCUGCUGCCUUCUGGAGUGUAUAUUAUUUACUAAGGUCUCCAGAAGCACUGAAAGCAGUGAAAAAUGAAAUUGAAAACUUGCUUUGUGUGACAAAUCAGAAGCAUGGAGACAUUAAUAUUCCUAUUAUCUUCACCAGAGAACAAUUAGAUAGCAUGACAGCUAUGGGUAGUCUAAUAAAUGAAAGCCUACGCUUAUCAAGUGCAUCAAUAAUGCUGCGUGUUGCUACUGAGGACUUUGUCCUAACUCUGGAUGGGGGCACAAAGCUGGCUAUUCGAAAAGGAGAUCAAAUUGGUUUAUAUCCUCAACAACUGCAUUUCGAUCCAGAAGUUUAUGAGGCUCCCUUGGCAUUUAAAUACGACAGAUUUGUGGAUGAAAAUGGAAGAGAGAAGACCACAUUCUACAAAAAUGGUAGAAAGCUGAAAUACUAUCUCAUGCCUUUUGGUUCUGGAACCAGUAUGUGUCCUGGUCGCUAUUUUGCAGUCAAUGAGAUCAAACAGUUUUUGGCUUUGCUGCUCUGUUAUUAUGACAUGGAACUGCUUGAUGCCACAGCACCCAUUCCACCCCUUGAUAACUCAAGGAUUGGAUUUGGAAUUCUGCAACCAUUGCAUGAUGUUCAGUUUCGCUACCGGACUAAAUAAUAAUGGUAUUGUGAUUCCACAGAAGGCAGAAAUUUAAAAUGCCCCCUUACAGAAACACAGCUUUUUCUCAUUGAUACCUAAAUGAAAAAUAACAUGCAGAAAAAAAUAAAAUUUAAGGGACAAAAGAGGCCAAAAAAUCUCACUUAAUCCCAGUUUUUAACUGAAUAAAAACCGAAAGAACUGCAGACGCUGCAAAUCAGGAACAAAAACAAAGUUGCUGGAAAAGCUCAGCAGGUCUGGCAGCAUCUGUGAAGAAAAAAAACAGAGUUCAUGUUCAGAUCCGAUGAGCCAUUCUGAGGAAGCAUCGUUGGACCCAAAAUGUUAACUCUUUUUUUCUUCAUAGAUACUGCCAGACCAAACUCUUGGUUUGUAGCCCUGCACAUCAUAACCAAAUAUUUUUUAAACACAAUGUGGAAUUCUGCAUCUAGCACACUUUCAGGCAAUGACUUCCAAGCUCCCACCAUCCUCUGGAUGAAAAUAUUUUUCCUCAGCUCCAUGUGAAUCCUACUUCCAAUGACUUUAAAUAUAGGCAGUUUAGUUAUUGAUGACUCUGCUAAGAGAUAUAAAUUAUUCAGAUCCACUCAAUCUAGGGCCUUGAUAAUUUUACAUACCUCAAUGUCAUCUUCCCUCACCCUCUUUUCUUCCAAAGAACAUGACUCCAGCCUAUUCAAUGUUUCCUAGUAGUUAAAAUUCAUCAUUCCUAACAAACAUCAUUGUGAAUUCCUUGUGUACCCUCUCGGAUGACAAUAGCUGUGUGCAGUAUUCUAACUGUGGCUCAACUACUACUUCAUACUGUUCUAGCAUAACUUCCUUGCUUUUAUAUUUUGUGCCUUAGCUAAUAGAGGGAGAUCUUCCAUUUACAAACAUAUAUAAUCUAUGCUUUCAUAACCAACUUAUCUACCUAUUCAGCUAUCUUUAAGAAACUGUGGACAUGUUUUUUUGAUGUUUUGUUGUUUUUUCACCCAUGCCCUUGCUUCUUUUUUCUAAAUUUCUCUGCGCUUUCUGUACUCCUUUAGUCAUUCUGCAGUAAUGAGCUCCGGAAUGUGACAAAUAUUCCUGUUUGCCUUAUCCUACCCUGAAUGCUGUUUGACAUUCAAGCAGGUCUAGAUUUGGAAGUCCCAUCUUUAUUCUUUGUGGGAAUAUACUUGUUAUGAAUUCUUUAUAUCUCCUCCUUGAAGGCCUGCCACUGCUUUUCUAUUUCUUUACCCUCAAGUAGCAGUUUCCUGUUCAUUUUUAUUAAAUCAUAUAGUGGCUUAGUAAAAUUGACAUUUCCCAUUAUCGCUAUUAUUUAAUGGAAUUUUACAAGAUUUACUAGCAAGACCAGUAUUUGUUUCUCAUCCCGAUUUGUCAUGGAAUUGAAUAGUUUGCAGUUUAGUGUUAACCACGUUAUUGUGAGUCUGGAGUCACAUGUAAACCAGAUCAGCUAAGGGUGGCAGAUUUCCUUCCCUAAACAGCAUGACUAAACUGGAUAGGUCUGUAUGACAAUUUACGAUAGUUUCGUGACACCAUUACUGAGGCUAACUUUAUAUUCAAGAUUUAUUAAUAGAUUUUAAAUUUCACUCGUUGCCAUGGUGGAAUUGGAACCCAUGUCCGUAGAGAGUUAGACCAUAAGACGAUAAGAUGUAAAUGUAGAAUUAGGCUAUUUGGCCCAUUGAGUCUGUUCUGCCAUUCUGCUGUUUCUCAACCCCAUUCUCCUGCCUUCUCCUGUAACCUUUGAUCCUCUUACUAAUCAAGAACAUAUUUAUCUCUGUAUUAAAGACAUUCAAUGACUUGGUCUUGACAGUCUUCUGUGGCAAUGAGUUCCACAGAUUCACCACCCUCAGGCUGAAGAAAUUCCUCCUCACCUCAGUUCUAAAGGGUCAUCCCUCACUCUGAGGCUGUACCCUUGGGUCCUAGUCUCUCCUACUAAUGGAAACAUCUUCUCCAUCUCCUCUCUAUCUAGGCUUGUCAGUAUUCUGUAAGUUUCAAUCAGACCUCUGUCCCACACCCACCAAUCCUAAACUUCAUCAUGUACAGACCAAAAUCCUCAACUGCUCCUCGUGUGAUAACCCAUUCAUUCCCAGAAUCCUUCUUAUGAACCUACUCUGGACCCCUUCCUAGAUUACCAUAUCCUUCCUUAGAUGUUGGGCCCAAAACUGCUCACAAUAUUUCAAAUGUGAUCUGACCAGAGCCUUUUACAGCCUCAGCAGCACAUCCCCACUCUUGUAUUCUAGACUACUCAAAAUGAAUGCAAACGUUGCAUUUGCCUUCCUAACUGCCAACUGAACCUGCAUGUCAACCCUAAGAAAAUCCUGAGCUAGACUCCUAAGUUUCUUUGUGCUUCAGAUUUCCAAACAUUGUUCUCAUUUAUAGAAUAGUCUAUGCUUCCUUUCUUUCUAUCAAAGUGCAUAACCUCACACUUUCUCACAUUGCAUUCCAUAUGACUGUUAUUUGGCCAGUCUCCUAGCCUGUCCAAAUCCUUCUGCCAGCCUUACCACUUCCUCCUCACUAUCUUCUCUCCACCUCCAUUAGUAGGAGAGACUAGGACCCAAGGGCACAGCCUCAGAGAACCAGGGCAUCUAGAUUACUAAUCCAGUGACAUUAUCAUAACACCACUGUCUCCCCUUAACUUCUGUAAUUAAGAACUGUUACUUCUGGUAUGUACUGUUCUUUUUGUAUGGCGUCUUUAAAUCUAACUAUAUUUCGGUCAUGAUUACCUAAAUGCUUUACCAGUCAUACCACUAUUACCUGUCCAACUCCAUUCACUAAAGCUAGGCCCAGAAAUGACCUGUCUCUUGCUGGGCAUUUUAAUUAAUUGGCUAAAUAAAAAGUUAUCCUGCUUCCGUUUAAAUAAUUCUGUACCCUCUUUCUUUUACAUUGUUAUUCAUCCCUGUUAAUUUUUGGACAAUUGGAAUCCCCUAUUAUUAUAAGACUUGUUUCUGUACUUCUCAGGAAUUUUCCUUUGCUCCUCUUUCUCCCUGUAACUGUUUGGGAUUCUAAAUUAUAGUCUCAGCAAUGGGACUAUCUAUACUUUACUUCAAACCAUGUGGUCUUAUUUGAUUAGCUCACUGGUAUAUCAUCUUUCAUUCCAUUUGUGAAUAUCUUUUUAUUUGUUCAUGGGAGUUGCAUGUUGCUGGUUAAACCAGUAUUUAUUGCCCAAUCCUAAUUGUCCAGAGGGCAGUUAAGAGUCAACAAAUGGUUGUUGGUUUGGAGUCACAUGCAGACCAGACUAGGUAAGGAUGGCAGAUCCCUUUCCCUAAAGGAAAUUAGUGAUCUGAAUGAGCUUUUACAACAAUGAAUGUAGUUAUGUGGUGGCCAUAAGGGUUUUUAUUCCAGAUUUCUAUUUAAUUCAAAUUCACCAUCUGACAUGGUGGGAUUCAAACACAUGUCCCUCAAACAUCAGCCAAAGGUUUUGGAUUAUUAGUCCAGUGAUGUUACCAGUAUGCCAUCACCUUCCUGAUAAUCUGCUUAACCAUAUACUCACCCAACCUUUUUAUUCUAUACCUUGUCCCAACUAAAAACUGAAAACACUGUAACCAGAGAUAGCAAGAACUGCAGGUGCUGGAGUCAGAGACAACAUAAUGUGGAGCUGGAGAAACACAGUAAGCCAGACAAUAUCAUAGAAGCAGGAAAGUUGACAUUUUGGGUUGGGUUUGAAGAAGGUUCCUGACACAAAACAACAACUUUCCUGCCACUCUGAUGCUGCCUAACCUGCUGUGUUCCUCCAGCUCCUAACUGUGUCAACUCUGUAACCAGGAUUGUUGAGCUGUCUUUCUACAUUUCUGAAAGACACAUUUUGGUCAGAUACUGGCAUAUGUACUUACAUAUCUUUAGUUCCCAUCCCAAGCCACUGCGAAUUGAACAUUUUUACUGUAAUACGCCGUUUUUUAAAAAGUAGCACUUAGGCCUGUCAUCAUAGUUUAUUAAACAUUUACAGCCAUUUGAUAGGAGCUUCAAUUGUAUUGCCACCAUGAAAUGUAAUUUUUCUGUGAUUACAUUGAACACGUGGCACAGAAAUCGGUUAUUUGACUAAACUAGCACAUAUCACUGUUAAUGGUUCACUUGAGCCCUGACUCAUCCUGCCACUUCUAAAUCUAUUCAUAUAGCCUUUAUUCCUUUCAUGUUUGGCAUUCUGUUAAUAUAUCUGCAUCUUUUUACUUCAACCUCUGCCCAUGAUAGCAAAUUCCACUUUCUCACCAUUCUUUGGGUAAGGAAGUUUCUUCUGAAUUCCCAUAAAUUUCUGUUGCAUCCUUGCAAAUUUUCUCUUCACCCAUUGCCUCUGCAUCCUGUUUAUAAUUUGGUGAACAGAUGGUGAACAUAUUCCUAGGUAUAUUCUAAUUGAGGUGUCAUAGAGAUUUAGCAGAACUUCCUUACUAUGCAAUUCUACACCUCUGGUAAUAAAGCCUAUGGCUUGGUUUUCUUUAUGCUAACUCAUGAUUGAACUUAUAGCGUUUUGUAUAUUUGUACUGCAUAGAACAUAGAACACCACAGUCUCAUUUUUCCUGUUCUCCAUCAAGAUUUUCCAUUUCGAAGAAAUUAACGAUUUUUCUGCUUGUCCUACCAAAAUGUGCUACAACACAUUUAUCUCCGCUGAAUUUUACUUGCCAAAUAUGUAUCCAUUCUUCAUGUUUCUUAAUUACUCCUAAAUUUGUUGCAGCUCUGCUCAGAAUUGACCAUACCCUAAAUUUGAUAUCAUUUACAAAUUUAUGAAUUAUAUUUUGGAUUCCAAAGUCCAAAUUGUUAAUCUAAAUUGUGAACAGCUGUUGUCCCAGCACGAUUUUUGUGAACUCCAUUUCACACCUCUGCCACUCUGAAUAACCACCCUUUAUUUCUAUUCUCCACUUUCAGUCUUGUAGCCAGCAAGCAACCCAUUCUGCCAAGUCUCCAUGCCUCCACAUUUCCGAUGUUGCUCAUUAGUCUAUUCUGGGCACUUACUGAAGGGCUUUUGAAAAUCCAGAUAAGUUAGCUCAACUGCAGUGGGAUUGUCUGGUCUUUUGGCAUCUCCUCAAGAAUGUAAUACAGUUAGUCAAUUAUUCAGCUGUCAAGAACUUCAAUGGAAUGACCUAACUGUUGUGUAUUUAAGGACUUUGUUUUGCUGACAACCAUUUUACAAAGUUAAAGAAGUAUGAUUACAUGGAACAAUUAUCUAAAAGAUGCACUCUACUGAGGUACGCAAUAAAACAGAUAGGUAGGGUAGAAAGUAGAGUGAACUUUGCACCUCAUAGCCAACUUGGUGAUGAUGGCACUAGUCACAAAUGUAGCAAUUGUUUUAUUCUCUAAUACUAAAAUUUCUAACUAACAAAAGACUAAAAUAUUUAGAGUCAGUGUAAGAUCUGUUAGGCCUUAACCUUCAAAUAUAUUUACUGACGUUAAAAAUUCGCUAGUCAAUUGUGCACUGCGAUGACUUUGGGUCCCACUUGAGAUAAUAACUUCUAGACAAAAAGUACUAAAUUUGUAGACUGGAUUUUAAGGUAAAUAGAGAAUGCUAUACUCUUUUUGGAAUGUGUUUUACCGAUUGUUUCUUGCUGCUGAAAUGUCACAGUAUGCCGAGGUUCUCCAUCUGAGAACAAGAACAACAGUAAUCAGUAUAACAAAGUGUGGAGCUGGAUGAACACAGCAGGCCAAGCAGCAUCUCAGGACCACAAAAGCUGACGUUUCGGGCCUAGACCCUUCAUCAGAGAGGCUUGGCCUGCUGUGUUCAUCCAGCUCCACACUUUGUUAUCUUGGAUUCUCCAGCAUCUGCAGUUCCCAUUAUCAGUAAUCAGUAUACACUGCUAGAACUGUCAACAAGCUAGCGAGUGGUCAUCAGAAACUUUAUCACAUAGAUUACCUAUUAUUUGUGGCUGAUGUUAUUGUGAUGCACAACUGUUGUGAGAAAGGUAAGAUGGAAAUACAGAUUCAACUGUGAAUGCUUGAAAAUUUUGCAAUUUAAGCUCUGUAACAGUUUGAAACAUCUGCGUGCAUGAAUGUUCAUGAUUUUUAUUGCACAGUAAGUGCACAGAACUUUGAAAUGUAUCAAAUAUUAUGUAUGUUAUGUUCAAUAAGGUAAUUGUAAUU
Molecule: messenger RNA, 7817 nt
Organism: Stegostoma tigrinum
Lineage: Eukaryota; Metazoa; Chordata; Chondrichthyes; Orectolobiformes; Stegostomatidae
Product: cytochrome P450 7A1-like
Exons: 6
Coding region: 243-1781 (512 amino acids)
Biological process (GO): bile acid biosynthetic process; cholesterol homeostasis
Molecular function (GO): steroid hydroxylase activity; heme binding; iron ion binding
Source: RefSeq, a predicted model, not a curated record